Messenger RNA from Saxophila tyrrhenica, 1491 nucleotides. RefSeq lists its product as uncharacterized. The record is from RefSeq and is a predicted model, not a curated record. Gene Ontology annotation, molecular function: chondroitin hydrolase activity. Bases 1 to 1491 code for a protein of 496 amino acids. The transcript is spliced from 2 exons. Gene Ontology annotation, biological process: polysaccharide catabolic process. Lineage: Eukaryota; Fungi; Ascomycota; Dothideomycetes; Mycosphaerellales; Extremaceae.
AUGAAGAGCGUGAGACCACGUCGAGGCAUCACUUCACUUCACCAACACCAAGUCAAAGACCGACGCCUUGGCGAAGAUCUCUGUGCCGGCUCCAAUGCACUCCUCAGUGAGGUCACCACGAGGGGGACGUUACAUGGCAGCGUCGACACCCGACUGUCGCCAAUCUACGAUGAGAACGUCCAUGCAAGAAUCUGGAGGACCGCGCUGACAGGUCCGCCGACACUCUUCGACGAUGAUGGUUGGCCUCAGUACACCCAGGGGGCUCACAACAACACUCCGCCCAGCGAUACCGAACCGGGAGUGUACGUCAGCACCGCAGCCGAUGGUUGGACGGCAGGCUUCUUUCCGGACUCGCUGUGGCAAUUGUACCAUCGCCGGCGAGAUCUGCAGUCUGAAUUAGCAUUCAAGUCUGAGCCAACGUUGGAGGACUGGCUAGCUACUGCUCAGGACUGGACAGAUCCUCUCAUCGCGAACAGAAAUCUGACAAACACGCAUGACAUUGGAUUCCUCGCCAAACCGUUCCAGAGCGCUCUUCGCUUCAACCGUGAGACCAGAUGGCUGCCCGUGUUGGGCCAAAUGUCAUACAAUCUGGCCUCUCGCUUUGUCCCGACUGCCGGGGUCAUUAGAUCCUGGGACACGGACAACAGCUCUUACUCAUCUCGUGGCUCCCAUGAAGAUUCGGUCCUUGUCAUUAUCGACAACAUGAUGAAUCUUGCCUUACUGAUGCAAUCCGCCGUCGAGUACACUCACAAUGACAGGCUGCGCGAGAUUGCAGCAUCCCAUGCCAAUCGCACUCGAGACAACCACUUCCGUCCUGACGGCUCUUCCUACCACGUGUGCGAUUACAGUGGCUCUACGGGAGACGUGUACCUCUGCCGCACCGCGCAGGGCCUCUCUGACAAUAGCACUUGGGCACGAGGGCAGGCGUGGGCAAUUUACGGCUUCGCAGAGAUUUACUCAUUGACGAAAGAUCCAUCGUAUCUCGAGACAGCCAUGCGAGCAGCAAACUACUUCAUCGAGCAUCUGCCGCAAGAUGGUCUGCCGUUCUGGGAUUUCGAUGCUCCUUACAUUCCGAAUGUGGCGCCUCGAGACAGCUCUGCUGCUACGAUAGCGGCUAGUGGACUCAUGCUCUUGCAACAGCAGAUCGACAGCUGUGGUCGAGCGGCAGGGGCGCAAAACUACACCGAUGCUGCUACCAGACUGCUCCGUAGUGCUACAGAACUGGCUCUCGCAGGCGAGAUCGGUUUUGAGGACAUUGACCAGGCCAAGCCUGGCGCUUCGCUUGGUGCGGUCACUGAGAUCGAUACACCGGCGAACACAACAGUGUCGAGUGGGUUUGAAAGCAUCCUCAUGCAUGGUACAGCAAACAACAAUCCCAAUGCUGGCGAUGGCAGGAGCUAUGAUACUGGACUUGUCUACGGCGACUAUUAUCUGAUCGAGGCUAGCAACAGAUUGCUUGAGAUCGCACGAGAUCGCAAGUACGAGAAAUAG